ACACUGAAGUACACUAAGAUUUAUUUAACCAUGCAUUUGAAGUAAAGCAGCUGUUCACAGUUGUAUCCAAUCGAGAGCUUCAACAUCCCCCUAGUGAUGUCACUAUAGCGACAUAUAAGCUGGAUAUUGGAUGAAACCACAACAGCUGAUAUACGUCAAGUGCACAACUAAAUAAAUCGUACUGUACAGAACGAUACCGAACACGUCAGAACCAUUGUUAGAACGAUUGUGAUGUAAUUUGGAGUGUGAGGCGAGACCUGGACGAGACGAGGCCACUGGUUGGGUUGGCGCUGGUCAGGAUUUUGAGUGAAUGGAAUGGAGAACGUACGAAGUUGUGUCUGUUGUCGAAGUCGAUAAUAAAGUGGCAAUUACAAGGGAAGAUAUGUUAUGAUAGUAUAGAUUCAUCUGGGAGGAUAUUGUAAAUUAACGCCUUAGAAGUUACUUUUCUACGUUAAAUGAGUGUCGCUCUUGGGUGCACACGGAUGUCAGGGAAGCCGGAAGGCACAUGUCAGUCUGUAUGUUUCGUUACAUUUUACAGCGUUGAGUGAGCUUUUGAACUUUUUAAGUGUACUUGAAAAAGCCGUGUGUAUAUGCAUGUGCUUUAUACGUUUUUUUGUGUGGUUUGCUUUAGUUUAGUAUGAAUGAGGGAGAACGGAAAUUGUGACGUGUAUUAUAGCUUGAAAUGACAAUAGAAUAUUGUUGAAGAUGACAAAUUCGGGGUUUAGAUCAGCUAUUGCGGAUUCAUCAGGUUGGGAGAGCCUAAUUGUUUUCACUGUCCUUUUGCUGGCGUGGAUAUGUGGUUUUUCAUCAAGAUUGUUUGCAGUAAUUAGAUUUGAAAGCAUUAUUCACGAAUUCGAUCCGUUUAAUUUUCGGUCCACUGCUUAUAUGGUGGAAAAUGGUUUCUACAGUUUCCUUAAUUGGUUUGAUGAAAGGGCAUGGUAUCCGUUGGGACGCAUUGUGGGAGGUACAGUUUACCCUGGAUUGAUGAUAACAUCAGGCAGUAUUCACUAUGUGUUGCGGGCAUUAAAUAUUCCUGUGCAUAUAAGAGAUAUAUGUGUCUUCCUUGCUCCAAUUUUUAGUGGAUUCACAGCAAUUGCAACAUAUUUCUUGACAAAAGAACUGUGGUCUCCUGGUGCCGGUCUCUUUGCUGCAUGUUUCAUUGCAAUUGUACCAGGGUAUAUCAGUCGCUCCGUUGCUGGAAGUUAUGACAAUGAAGGAAUUGCAAUAUUUGCUCUUCAAUUCACUUAUUUCUUAUGGGUUUCAGCAUGGGGUGGUUAUGUAUUCAUCAUAAAUUUAAUUCCUCUUCAUGUUUUUGUAUUGCUAUUAAUGGGUCGAUUUUCUCAAAGAUUGGUUGUUAGUUACAGUACUUUUUACACUUUAGGUCUCUUGCUUAGCAUGCAGAUACCUUUUGUGGGAUUCCAGCCUAUUCGAACCAGUGAACAUAUGGCUGCUACAGGUGUUUUUGUACUGCUUAUGGCUAUGUUGUUACUCAAAUACCUUAAAGGUAGCAUGAGCCGAGUUGAAUUUAAAUACUUCUUCACUACAUCAGCCCUGAUAGCUUCUGGUUUUGUGUUUAUGAUAGUUGCUGCUCUUACAUAUGCAGGUGUCAUUGCUCCUUGGAGCGGUAGAUUCUACUCUUUGUGGGAUACUGGUUAUGCGAAAAUUCACAUCCCUAUAAUAGCAUCUGUGUCUGAGCAUCAGCCAACAACAUGGUUUUCCUUCUUUUUUGAUCUACAUGUCCUAGUUUCCACAUUUCCAGCAGGAUUGUGGUAUUGUAUUCAACAUAUCACUGAUGAAAGAGUAUUUGUUGUUCUCUAUGCCUUGAGUGCUGUAUACUUUGCUGGGGUCAUGGUACGAUUGAUGUUAACACUUACUCCUGUUGUGUGCAUAUUGAGUGGUAUUGCUUUUUCCCACCUCUUGGACUUGGUAUUGCAAGAUUUGGUUCUAUGGGAGAAGCAUGCUCCACAACUAGCAGCUGGUAGUGAAAGUGAGGAGGAAAUCUGUCCCACGCGAGGUGCCAGCCUCUAUGACAAGGCUGGAAAGUUACGCAAAAUGAAACAUGAGGAGAAGAAAGAACCUAGUACUUUAGGAACAAACAUCCGGACUGUUAUUAUUGUGGUCAUUCUAAUGUUGUUGCUGCUCUUUGCUGUUCAUUGUACUUGGGUGACCAGUAAUGCUUACUCUAGUCCCAGUAUUGUUCUUGCAUCAUACGGACAAGAUGGAUCUCGUCAAAUAUUGGAUGACUUCCGUGAAGCUUACUAUUGGCUCUCUCACAACACAGAUAAUGAUGCAAGAAUUAUGAGCUGGUGGGACUAUGGAUAUCAAAUAGCUGGAAUGGCAAAUCGUACGACUUUGGUUGACAACAAUACCUGGAAUAACAGCCAUAUAGCAUUGGUAGGGAAAGCUAUGUCAUCAAAUGAAAGUGAAGCCUACAAAAUUAUGCUUUCCUUGGAUGUUGAUUAUGUGUUGGUAAUUUUUGGUGGAGUAAUUGGGUAUUCAGGAGAUGACAUCAACAAAUUCUUGUGGAUGGUGAGGAUUGCUGAAGGAGAGCAUCCUAAAGAUAUAAGGGAAAGUGAUUACUUUACUGAGAGAGGUGAAUUUCGAGUGGAUGCUGAAGGUGCACCUGCUUUACUGAAUUGCCUUAUGUAUAAACUCAGUUAUUACCAUUUUGGGGAGUUGCAACUGGAUUACAGAAAUCCUGCUGGCUUUGAUCGAACUCGCAGUGUUGUAAUUGGAAAUAAAAAUUUUGAUCUAACAUACUUGGAGGAGGCAUACACUACUGAGCAUUGGCUUGUUAGAAUAUAUAGGGUGAAGAAACCUGAUUAUUUUAAUCGUCCAGAGAUACCUUACUCGGAACGUAAGGUGAAACAAAGCAAAUUAUUUGUUUCUAAGAAGAAUGGCAAACGCAAAAGAGGAGUAAUCAAAAACAGACCUGUGGUCAUUAAAGGGAAGAAGCCUGGUAAAAGCCACACUUCAUAAUGGGAGUUUAAGGACUCUGCUGCCAUUGCCUAGGAUUUGGAUGUCUGGAGUCUUCAGUAAUGUGCCCUUACCUGGAGCAAGAGCAACAGUGUCCUCUGAAUUAACAGCACAAAGGUGCAAUCUGUGUACUUGAGGACCAGAAACUUGAAGAAUGUGUGUAUUUUGUAAUCUGUGAAGCUUUUUUAGGCAAAGAAGUGGGCUUUGUUCUGUGACCUAUCACAUUUGUAAUGGCCAGUGGUCUUGUUGAAUGAUUGUAGUUCCAUGUAGUAUACCUGAGCAAUUAGAUAUAUCUGUGCGGUACAAUGAACUACAAUUUCUGAUUUGUCCAUUUAGGUCCCAAAACAGAAUUUUCUGAAAGUUGAGAUAAUGCAAAAUUUCAUAAUAAUUAAUGCUCAUGAUUAAUUUUAUAAUUCAGAGAGAAAAUGCAAAUGGGGAAUACAUAUGUUUGUUAGAAUAAAUGCCAGAAAGGUCUUAGUUAUUCUUAUACUGUUUGCUUUUUAUUGUCUGGAUUCAAUAGACUUGAAUGCAUAAUUGCACACAUACCUCUUUUCCUCUUAUUAGAGCUAAAAUAUUUCAUUAUCUGAAACUGUUAUAUUCUUUGAUGUAAAUCAUUGUCAAAAAAUAAUUGUGAUGUAACUAGAUCUAUUUAUUGUGUUACUUUUUCCCCUGGUUCAUCUGAGAAUUAAUAAAAUGAACUCUUCGUAAACAUUGAUUGAUUAAUUUUUACUAACUUUUGUUAUUUUUGUAAUGAAGUUCAGUUAUAAUAUACAUCUCAAAUGCUGUUCUCGUUUUAAGGUACUCAGUGUAAAAUAGCGUGGUGUUAUUGUGUUUUCUUUCUGGUUUGGAUUUUGUUGUACUAUUUGCUAUACACCAAUAAUUUAAGAUACUUACCAAUAUAAAUUGAUAAUACAUUAUAAAUUUGAAAUUAAUCUUAAAUUCCUCAUUGUAAGAUUAAUUACAGAGCCUUUUUUCCAGUAGUAAUUGGUGUAAUUUAAAAAUAGCUGAUAAUAUUUUCCCAUCUAUUACUUAGUGCUAUUUUGAUUUUAUUUUAAAGUUUGAAAAAUAUCAACAAGAUGUUCGCUUAAGAUAUUAAAUUCUUUUGUUUCAAAACUGUCCUUGAAAACUUUGCUUAAAAAUCUUACUAUUACAUUCUUGGAAUCAAUUAUUUUACACUUACUUAAACUAGAGAGACAGCAUUGUUCACCCUUCAUAGUAUGCAGUUUUACGACUUUGACUCGUUACAUUUUAACCCUUAUCUGGGCAACUAAGGUCCAUUGGUUCCAGAAGGAAAAUAAUUAAUAUUUUACCUGACAACUAUCAAAGGUGUUAAGAUAGUUUUUGUGACUGUUUACUGUGGUGUUUUUCUAAAUAUAGCCGCAACCUUUUUACCAAAGCGUUUCUGAAUAAUAAUUAAAAAAAUCUUCAUCUUUUUUCAGACUCAACAGGACAAGCAGGGUCUAUUAAUCUGUGUGUAAUAUUGCAUUUUCUGAUUUUGUUUGGUUGAUUGUUUGACAACUGUGGGUGCAAGGGACGGACAGAUGUCCAGUUGUGCAGUCUUUUCAUCGGGAUGUUUUCCGACACUAAGUGUGAGCGACUAACAUGCAACACUCGCUGUGCUGGAUACUCAGAUUGGUGUGAAAUUUUACCAGGUUGUUCAGCAUAUUUCAAAACCCCUAGAUUCAAAAUUUUUACGUGCUAUGAAGCAAGUAGUGUUUUUGCGACAAUUAAUAUUGAGACCUUACCGAUUGUGGAAGAGCGGGAAUCGCUGCUCACCGCUUGUUGUACUGUUGUUACUUGUUCGCUGCGCUGCCACUAUCUGGCAGUAGGGUCUCAGUUGCCUUGGAGGGCAGGCAAGGUGACAAAAACAGGUGUUUACUUUGCAGAUUCUGAAGAACGAGUAGGACGAGAACCCAUGCAUCGCUAAUUCGAGUGCAAAUAUUGAAUGUAUACUUACUAUAUUAUCAUUUAUAUGUAUGAGAGGAUUUAAUGAUUAAAAUGGGGUUUAAUUAAUCAGAAAAGAUUUAUUCAAUAAUAAAUACGUAAAUAAAUAAAUGAAAAUAAUACACAGAUACAAUAAAUAAAUAUUAAUUAAAUAAUAAUUAUAAAUUCCAUGGUGGUAGCAGAUAUCUUGUGGUAAUCCAUUAUAUGGUAAAGGAAAUAAUCUCCACA
This is a messenger RNA of Gryllus bimaculatus (two-spotted cricket), 5148 nucleotides long. NCBI's taxonomy places the organism in Eukaryota, Metazoa, Arthropoda, Insecta, Orthoptera, Gryllidae. The record is from the annotation of a GenBank genome assembly.